Callorhinchus milii (elephant shark) is the source of this 769-nucleotide messenger RNA. Its product is annotated as rho-related GTP-binding protein Rho6. The transcript has 5 exons. Gene Ontology annotation, molecular function: GTPase activity; GTP binding. Gene Ontology annotation, biological process: small GTPase-mediated signal transduction. Bases 53 to 769 code for a protein of 238 amino acids. NCBI's taxonomy places the organism in Eukaryota, Metazoa, Chordata, Chondrichthyes, Chimaeriformes, Callorhinchidae. The record is from RefSeq and is a predicted model, not a curated record.
UCAGCUCAGGACCAGAUCAGCUCAGCUCAGGACCAGGACCAGACCAGCCCCCAUGAAGGAGAAUAAAAACAUGCAGAAGAGCACAGAGACAGCAGCCGUCAGGUGCAAAUUAGUCCUGGUCGGGGAUGUGCAAUGCGGAAAGACUGCGAUGCUGCAGGUGUUGGCUAAGGAUUGCUACCCAGAGACCUACGUGCCCACAGUGUUUGAGAACUACACGGCCAGUGUAGAGGUGGAGGAGCUGCGAGUGGAGCUCAGCCUCUGGGACACAUCAGGUUCCCCGUAUUACGACAACGUGCGGCCGCUCUGUUACAGCGACUCGGACGCUGUCCUCGUCUGUUUUGACGUCAGUCGCCCUGAAACCUUGGACAGCGCCAUCAAAAAGUGGAAGACUGAGAUCCAGGAUUAUUGCCCGACCACUAAGACCUUACUGGUUGGCUGUAAGAAUGAUCUCCGCACUGACUACAGCACCGUGUUGGAGCUGUCCAGCCAGAAACAAGCUCCCAUUUCCCACGAGCAGGGCUCCCUCUCGGCCAAGCAGCUGGGGGCGGAUGCGUACCUGGAGUGCUCGGCCUUCACGUCGGAGAAGAGCGUUAACAGUGCUUUCCGCGUGGCCUCGCUGGCCUGUCUCAACAGACUGAGUCCCCAGAUCAAGAGCAGCCAAUCCCGGAGGUUCUCCAAACGCCUCCUGACCAUCCCCAGCCGCUCCGAGCUCUCCGUCGUCUCCAAAACCUUCCAGAAGCAAAAAGCCAAGAGCUGCGCCAUCAUGUGA